AUGGAGGAUACUGCGCUCUUGAUCGAUCAGCGAUCGUUGGUCUCCACCAAAGAGAGUGAUGUUCACGAUCGCGGUCUGGGACCUACGCAUCCCAUCGAAGGAGCCAAAAUUGCGCUGAAGCGUGACUUUCCAUGGCUUGAGCUCAUGUUUCACGCUGCAGCACUCGCCAUUGCUGGUGUCCUUCUGUGGAUACACAUCAUCGGACUCUUUUGGAGGGAUUUCAAGAUCAAGAACCAGAAGCGGCAGAACAUGGAACUUAAGGCAUUUCAGGUCGCGUCCAAGGCUCACGAGUUGCUGAUGCUCGCAUCACUAUCCAUAAUUGUCUUUCACUACAUGCGAAGACUGCUGGUCGGGCGAAAUGGUAUUCCCUUCGGACUCGUCAAUGCACUUCAUGUCACAGGCUCGCCCAGCAUGCUGUUCAAGUGGUCAUUCUGGGCGGGGUGGAGGCGUCACCUCCCAUUCGGAGGCUUGUUGUUUCUCACCUGUAUCUUUUCGCUGACUUUAGGGCCGUCGUCAGCGAUCACAAUGAUUCCUUCGCUUGAGUGGUACGAGAUGAAGAACGCUUUUCCAGCCAACGGCUCAACCGUCCUCUACAACGCAACUGCAGCCGAAAUCUGGCCGACGGUCUUCAAUAACUCAAUGGACACAAAUGAAACUGCUCGUUGCCUCCAAGAUCCAUUCAAGUCACCAUUAAACCUACACUGCCCGUCGGCAGGGUUCAUCGAUAUCUAUAAAUGGUUUAUCAGUUUCACGAAGACUGGAUCACGCGAUGACUUGCUGUUCACAGACCUACGUGCGAGCAGCGUUCAACGGAGGGUCUCCAUCAAGACUGGCAAUGACCCAAAGGGCGGCUGGGCCUACACCACCGUCGUCACAGAGCUGAGCUCGAGAACACUCGGUACAUUUUAUAACUAUGCAAGACACAAUAAUGCCGGCGGUACUAGAGACAUGGCAUAUCCUCGAUUGCGCAUCACAGCGGACACUCCAAUACACCAGCCCAUCGUCUAUGUGAAGUGUAGCCUCUCUAUGUGGGACCAAGUCCCGGAUCGACUACGUGUCCCAUUUCCGAACAUCGUUAGGUCACAGGCAUGGGGGCAGGAAGCAUUGCAUCCCGAAGCUGAGACACAAUACGCCAAGUCCAACGAUACCAUCUUUGAUCGGCUACCGAGUAAGAACGCGAGGUUCAAAUGGUACAAAAACGAUAACGGGGAUUUGUCAUCAUCGCUACUUGCGUUGGCAAUCAUCCCUGUCUCAGCCAAAAACUCCACAAAAGACAGAUACCCAUCCACUGCCACUGUGGCAUGCUCAACUGAUGCAAGGUGGGUCUCUAGCGAUGCAUAUUACCAGCCCAAGAACUCGACCACUGUCUCGAGCAACGUUUCUGAUGCACUCUCCGAGACCGAAUGGAAACCCGAAAAAGCACUCCUCACCAAGUUGGGCAUAUCAGAAAACCCGCUCGACUUGCGGCGCGACUGGGCGUAUUUUCUGAACCGACAGCAAAGCGAGUGGCUAGCCGACAACUCUUCCUCCAGUGUCAGUGGCAUGGCCCGGUUCCUCAAUACUGCCAUCAUCCGCCCUAAACAAGAAGAGAACCGGAUAACGGCAUUCUAUGCGCCUAAUAUGACGACCCCAGACACGGGCGGCGCAUUCGAAGAGGCAAUAGCGAUGCUGGUGGGAACCGUGCUUGUGGACGGCAUAGCGCGAAGCACGUCUAGAUUAUCCUCUCUCGUCAAAACUAAUGCCACUGCUGACGUGGUAACAAGACUUGAAACCUUCCUUCCCUCAGGUGAAAGGCUUUUCAAGUGGAAUCCAGACAGCUACGUUCCCGGUUUCUACUCCGUUCGCAUCGCACUAGAUUCCUACGGAUACGGAUACGGACUCCAGAACACAGCCGUCUGGGCAGCCAUGAUUGUCCUGCUGCUCUUUGCGCUGAUGUUGAUUGUGCAUGUAGCAUUUGUAGGCUAUUCUGUCGCUAGGGGACGGUACUAUGGUGGCGAGUGCUGGGAGGAUGUAGGGGAGCUCAUCGCGUUGGCAAUGAAUUCGGCGCCGAGCGAGAAGCUGUACGGCACGAGUGCGGGUGUGGAGCGCGCCGAUACAUGGAGGAGUUUGGUCAAGAUCCAGGAGACAGGCGACCAACAUCUGGAAUUGUGUGUCGUGGAUGGACAGCAGGAGCAUGGGGGGAGGGUCGUGAUCGGGAAAGCGUACCUGUAG
Molecule: messenger RNA, 2211 nt
Organism: Alternaria hordeiaustralica
Lineage: Eukaryota; Fungi; Ascomycota; Dothideomycetes; Pleosporales; Pleosporaceae
Exons: 2
Coding region: 1-2211 (736 amino acids)
Source: RefSeq, a predicted model, not a curated record